This is a messenger RNA of Entamoeba nuttalli P19, 2556 nucleotides long. RefSeq names its product tyrosine kinase, putative. The record is from RefSeq and is a predicted model, not a curated record. Gene Ontology annotation, molecular function: protein kinase activity; ATP binding. The transcript has a single exon. Lineage: Eukaryota; Evosea; Mastigamoebida; Endamoebidae. The annotation marks the transcript as partial. Gene Ontology annotation, biological process: protein phosphorylation.
AUGGUAGUUAUCAUAUAUAUUGGAAUAUUUAUUAUUCAGUCUUUGGCUUGUGAAUGUUUACAUAAAAUUUCAGAAUUUCAUUGUACACAAUGUUCUGAAGGAUGUUUUCUUCAAUUACAAGAUAAUACAGAAACUGGUAUUCCUUCAUUAGUAUGUAGUCAAAGUGCCAAUGCAUUAGAAAAUUGUGAAGCUAGUGAUAGUAGUGUUUGUAUUAGAUGUAAAGCAGGAUAUAGAUUAAAUGGUAAUUUAUGCGAUAAAUGUAUGGAAGGAUGUAAUUAUUGUAAUUCUACACAUUGUUAUCAAUGUGGUAAAAAAGAGGAUGGUACACAACUUUAUCUUUCUACUGAUGAAAAGUCAUGUGUUGAUUGUUCAUUAUCAGAAAAUGAUGAGGCAUGUGGAAGAUGUCCAGCUGGAAAAUAUUUUGAUAUACAAAAUAAAGUUUGUACUGAAUGUAUGGAGAAUUGUGCACUAUGUACUGACCAAUAUAAUUGUUAUCAAUGUAAUAAUUAUAAAUUAUUAAAAAAGAAUGAUGGAACAGAAAGGAAUCCAGAUCAAUGUAUUUCUAUUAAUAACUGUGCUGAUUUGAAAGAAGACCAUUGUGAACGAUGUAAUGAUGGAUAUAGAUUAGAAGCUGGUAAUUGUGUAGAAUGUGGUAGUAAUUGUAAAGUUUGUUAUAAAGAUAGCAAUGAUAACAAAAAUCAUUGUACACAAUGUGAGAAAGACUUUGUUCUUUAUAAAGGGACAUGUUCAAAAAAGGAUGCAAUAUUUUGUGAAGAAGGGUCUGAUACUUAUGGAUGUUUACAAUGUAUGCGUGGUUAUUUCUUUAACUCUAAUUUAGAAUGUGAAAAAUGUAGUCCAGAAUGUGGAAGUUGUGUUAGUGAAGCUACACAUUGUCUUUCAUGUGCUGAUGAUUAUUAUUUUGAUAAUACAGCUUGUGUUAAGAAAGAUGAUAAUUGUGCUUUAGCUGAUCAAGCAGGGUGUAAAGAAUGUAAAAAUGAUUUAAGUGCUGAAGGACAGAAAACACGAGGUUAUUAUGUUCCAACUGGAAAACAAAGAUGUGAAGAAUGUGCUGAACAUUGUAAAUUAUGUGAAGGAAAAGCAAAUCAUUGUACUGCAUGUACAACGAAUUAUACUCUUAAGAGGGUUAGUGGAGAUGAAUUAGAUGAAGAACACUCAGAAUGUGAGUAUAUGGAUGAUAAUUGUAUUUCAACAGAAAUGGGAUAUUGUACUGAAUGUAAGCCAGGGUAUUUCAUUUCAUCAGAAAGUAGUUCACAAAAAUGUAUUAGUUGUGAUAAGUCUUGUGCUACUUGUAAGAAUAGUAAUUCAUGUUUGUCAUGUAAUAACGACUAUUUCUUACCAAAAGAUUUUAAUAAUGAUAAAAAUGAAAGUUUGUGUAGACCAAAAAGUGAUAUUAAUAUGACAUGUCAAGCUGAUGCUAAUGGUUGUACAACUUGUAAUGAUGGAUAUUGGAUUAAUUUAGAUGAUGAAUCAGCAUAUAAUUGUAGUUUAUGUCCGUCUGAAUGUAGUACUUGUCAGUAUAGUUCAGUUAGUCAAAUGCCAAUUUGUACAUCAUGUCCUAGUGAUAAAGAAUAUGUUAAAAAUGGUAAAUGUGCUCCAUGUAAUGAAUUAAAGCAUUGUGCUACUUGUUCAGGAGAUAAGUGUGCUUCAUGUGAAGAUGGAUAUAAGUUAGAUGCAGGAGCAAUGUCUUGUUCAAAAACCAAUUGGGCAUUAAUUAUUCCAUUAGUAAUAGUAGCUGUUAUUAUUAUUGUUGUACUUCUUCUUGUCCUUAUAGGUAUUAUUUGGUGGAGAAGAUCAAGAAGUGUUAAAGCAGAAACUGCAGCAAUUAAACCAUUCCAUGUCUCUUCAGAUCUUGAGUUAAUUCUUCUUGAAGCAGAUAAUGAAAAAUUCCCAUUAAAAACAGAUAAAUGGGAAUUAACAUUUAAUUUGGCUAAAUCUAAAGCAGUUGUUGAUCAAGAAUAUGAAGAAACAGUUAAUUUAGCUAAUAUGUCAAAGAAAGAAUAUUACUUUGAAUUCCAUUACACUCCAUCUCAUAGAUAUGAUUUAGAAAUUAAUCCAAAAAGUGCAACAUUAAAACCAGGAACUGCUAUUCAAAUUACAUUUAAGAUUAAAAUGUUAUGUACUGCUUCUGUUAGUGAUAAUAUUGGUAUUUCUGCUAUGGAUGUUGAUGACCAAAAUAAAGAAACAGCCAAAUUUAGUAUUACUAUUGAAUCUGAUUUAUCAUUGAAAUUAGACCAUACUGAACUUAAACCAAUUAUGCCACCAAUUGGAGAAGGUGCUUUUGGUAUGGUAUUUAGAGGAACUUAUAGAGGAAGAGAAGUUGCUAUUAAAAAGAUGAAAGCAAGAAAUUUAACACAAGAGCAAGAAAAAGAAUUUAAUCAUGAAGUAUCUAUGAUGACUCAAUUAAGACAUAUUUGUGUUGUAGAAUUGAUUGGAGCAGUAUAUACCGAAGGAGAAAUUGCUAUUGUUACAGAAUUUGCAGAAUAUGGAUCAUUAAGUAAGAUUUGGGGAAAACAAUUCAUUAGUUACCAAUUAAAA